Molecule: messenger RNA, 2102 nt
Organism: Cryptomeria japonica (Japanese cedar)
Lineage: Eukaryota; Viridiplantae; Streptophyta; Pinopsida; Cupressales; Cupressaceae
Exons: 3
Coding region: 235-936 (233 amino acids)
Source: RefSeq, a predicted model, not a curated record
UUUAAUUUUUUAUUUUUUAUCUAAUGGUUUAUUGAAUGAUCAUUGACCUAGCUUUAUUUUUUUAUUUCAGGGGGCACCGUUUUCAUCAAGUCCAUUGAUGCCUCCGCCCAUUGCAAGAAUGCCACCUACCUAUGUGAGCAGAUAGAGGAGGUGAUUGAAGAUGUGGGUGAGGAGAACGUGGUACAGGUGGUGACCGACAAUGCAACAAAUUAUGUUGCUGCGGGUAGACUAUUGAUGGAGAGGCACCCAUCUAUAGUUUGGACUCCAUGUGCUGCUCAUUGCAUUGACCUCAUGCUGGAGGAUAUUGGAAAAAUCCCAUGGGUCAAGAGAUGUGUAGAAAGGGCAAGAAAUGUCUGCAAAUUUGUAUAUAAUCAUUCAUGGGUGUUGGCUCUUAUGAGACAAUACACAGAGCAAAAGGAGUUAGCUCGUCCAAGAAUCACAAGAUUUGCCACAAACUUCCUCACAUUGCAGUCCAUGCUUAGGUUUAAGUCUGCCUUGAGACGUAUGAUUGUUGGUGAGGAGUGGUCUUCCUCAUCCUAUGCUACCACCCCUGCAGGGAAAGAUAUGGCAGAUUGCAUUUUUGAUGAGCAAGGCUUUUGGGUCCCUUGUGAUGAGAUAGUGAAGUUUGUUAAGCCCUUGGUGGUUUUGUUGCGAGUUGCAGAUGGAGAUAAGCCCGCAAUGGGCUAUAUAUAUGAGGGCAUGGAUAGGGCGAAGGAGGCCAUUAGAUUCGUUUAUGGAGGAGAUGAGAGCAAGUAUGGUCCCAUUUGGGAGAUCAUUGAUAGGAGAUGGCAUCAUCAGCUUCAUAGGCCCAUCCAUGCGGUAGCCUAUUAUCUGAAUCCGGCAUUUCGUUUUAUCCCUUCUUUCAAGGCUGAUGUGGAGGUCCUUAAUGGGCUAUAUGCAAUCAUGGAGAAGAUGGGACAUGCUGGUACUUCUUAGAUAGACCUUUUUCGAGAGCUACAGUUGUUCUUAGAUGCACAAGGGGAGACCUUCUCUCGUCUCGUCGCCAAAGACGGUAGGACAACUAUGAUGCCAGGUAAAAAUAAAUUGUAAGGCUUAAUUUUAGUUUUAUUCAAUACUAUAUUGUAACUUGUUAAAUGAGUUCAUGAGAGACUGAUUUUAUUUAUUUUUCUCAUUUCAAACUCAGAUCAUUGGUGGAACUUUUUUGGCCCAGAGACACCAAAUAUUCAGAAGUUGGCCAUUCACAUCUUGAGCCAACCAUGCAGCGCAUCAGGUUGUGAGCGCAAUUAGAGUAUGUUUGAGCACAUACACUCCAAGAGGCGCAAUAGAUUAUCUGUGGAGAAGAUGAAUGAUCUCGUCUUUGUUCACUACAACCUCCGCCCGAGAAUGAGAAAGAAUGCAUUAGUUGACAUGUCUCCUAUCAUUCUAGAUGAGGUUGAUCUUGAAGCAGAGUGGGCCAAUGAGAAUCAGACAGCUCCUGGGACUCCUACAACUGUAUUUAGUGAUGAUGACAUUGAUUGGAUCGACCAGGUAGAUAUAGAGGCUGAGGCUGUAGCCAUGGUAGAGGAGGAGCAGAGAGCACGAGCAGAGAUAGGAAAUACUGAGACUCAAAGUGACACAGCUGUUCCUGAUGUUGGUGAGCAUGGCAUGGUGUCACGGGGACCGACUAUGGCUGCUGAAUCAUCCAGGACCUACUUUAAACGCCUUCGCAGGGGGCUAGGGCAAGAGGGUGCACGGCCCUUUGAGCCAUAGGCUUGUACACUUGUAGUUGUAUUUAGUAUUUACUAUUUACCUUGGUAUUUGUAUGAAACAUUUGAUGAUGAUCAUAUGAUGACAUGGAUUUUUUAUUCCAUGAGUUUUGUAAUAUUGUAUACAUUUGACAAUAUUUAUAUAUCUAUGUUUGUUAUUUUUUUCAGCUACAAUUUGCGUUUAUGCUUAUGUGAUUGAUGUAUACUUGUGUAUGUAAUCAAAUGAGCCGAUUUUGAUGAUGUUUUUGUGUCUUUAAGGUGUAUUCAAUAAAGGGUGUCUGAAACAAGUUUUAAAUCUUUAAAAAUAUCUAAAUUUCUUGAGUUUUUCACUUUCUCGAGUCUAGUCGAGUCUGGAGCCGAGUCUGGAGCCGAGUUCGAGUCCGAGCUGAGUCCGAG